CAAAAUUAUAAGUCGAUGUCGAGUUGUUGAGAGUGACGUCCUUGUGACUUUUUACUUUCUAGAGAAUUGAGAGUUCAAUUCAAACAAAUGUUAAUCAUCAUAGAUAUAUAAAAUACAAAACAAUUACUUAUUAUCAUAAAAUGAUUUAAUGAUUUUUUAAUAUAUAUAAUAUAUAUAAUCCGUUGCGCUGACUUUCAAUUAUUUUAUUAAUAUCAAAAUAAGUAGAAUUCCUUGAUAAUGAGUUUAGUUGGAAAAAAGUGCGAAUCAAUAUCCCUUGCAGAAACAAACAGAGACGAUGUAAUUCGUAACGAUGUAACGCCGGAGGAUGUUUUACGAUUGGAUAAAAUUACGGAUACAUAUUUAUGUAGUCCCGAGGCCAAUGUUUAUGAUAUAGAUUUUACAAGAUUUAAAAUACGUGAUCUUGAAACUGGCACUGUGUUAUUUGAGAUUGCUAAACCACCAACAGAUUUUGGUGUUGAUAACGAUGGAACAGAAGAUGUCCAGGAAGAACCCUUAGAUCCAAAUGCCGGAAGAUUCGUGCGCUACCAAUUUACACCGCAAUUUUUAAAACUCAAAACUGUAGGGGCUACGGUUGAAUUUACAGUAGGUGCUCGUCCCGUGAAUCAUUUCAGAAUGAUUGAAAAACAUUUUUUCAGAGAUACGUUAUUGAAGACAUUUGAUUUUGAAUUUGGUUUUUGCAUUCCAUUUUCAAGGAACACAUGUGAACAUAUUUAUGAAUUUCCUUCUUUACCACCUGAUCUAGUGGAAGAGAUGAUUGCUGCACCAUUUGAAACUUGUUCUGACAGUUUCUACUUUGUGGACAAUCACCUGGUCAUGCAUAACAAAGCUGAUUAUGCCUACAAUGGGGGUAUAAACAAUUAAAAAACAAAUGUAUAUUUCUUGUCACAAUUUAAUGAAAAUAAGCACUAAAUUUUUUUUUAACAUAAGUAUUAAUGGUAUGCAUAUUAUUCAUAAAUUUAAUUUUGAUACAAAAUUUAACAUUG
Vanessa tameamea is the source of this 1004-nucleotide messenger RNA. It is a transcript of the gene unc-119, whose product is annotated as protein unc-119 homolog. Gene Ontology annotation, molecular function: lipid binding. The record is from RefSeq and is a predicted model, not a curated record. Gene Ontology annotation, biological process: lipoprotein transport; nervous system development; cilium assembly. The transcript has 3 exons. NCBI's taxonomy places the organism in Eukaryota, Metazoa, Arthropoda, Insecta, Lepidoptera, Nymphalidae. Bases 238 to 882 code for a protein of 214 amino acids. Gene Ontology annotation, cellular component: cilium.